CUAACCAAGCUAAGUGGUCUCCGUUUGGGUUAUGUAAAUAUGACUUUGGUCACACCUAAUUCCUUGGCGAAUCUGUCCUCAUCCUUGUCAGCUCUUGGCCUUUGGAAUUGUGGAUUGAAAGGGAAGUUCCCACAAACGCUUCCAGAGCUGUAUAUCCUUGUCCUAAAGUCCAAUAAACUCCACGGUUUUGUGAAUAGUCCGACUACUAAAAAUUCAUUAUCCAAAUUGCGGAUCUUUGACAUCUCCAACAAUAAUUUGAGUGGACCUUUACCAAUAGGGUAUUUCAAUAGUUUUGGAGCAAUGAUGGCCUAUGAUCAAAAUUCAUUUCACAUGAUGGCCUAUUUCAUAAAAAUGACAUGGAAAGGGGUUGAGAUUGAGUUCGAGAAAAUCCGAAGCACUCUUAGUAUACUUGAUUUGUCAAACAACAAUUUUAUCGGAGAGAUUCCAAAGGUGAUUGGAAAGCUUAAAGGACUUCAACAACUCAACCUCUCUUAUAAUUUCCUUACAGGUCAAAUUCAAUCAUCAUUAGGAAUGUUGAGCAAUCUGGAAUCAUUAGAUCUAUCUUCAAAUUUUCUUACCGGAAGGAUUCCAGACCAGUUGGCAGAUCUAACAUUUCUUGCAGUCUUAAACCUUUCACAUAACCAGCUUGAGGGGGCCAUACCCACUGGAAAGCAGUUCAACACGUUUAAUGCAAGCUCAUUUGAAGGAAACUUGGGUUUAUGUGGAUUUCCAAUGCCAAAAGAAUGCAAUAGUGACGAGGCAUCACCAUUGCAGCCAUCGAACUUUCACGAUGGAGAUGAUUCAAAAUUCUUUGGAGAAGGAUUUGGAUGGAAAGCUGUGGCAAUAGGGAAUGGAUGUGGGAUUGUGUUUGGAGUCACAAUGGGAUACGUUGGGUUCAGAACAAGAAAACCAGCAUGGUUUCUGAAAGUGGUUGAAGAUCAAUGGAAUCUGAAGGCAAGAAGAACGAAGAAGAAUGCUCGUAGGAAUGGUGCAAGAAGAAACUAAACAACGGAGCUAGUAACAUGAGUGAAGUUUGGAAUAAACAUUCUCGCUACCUUAUGAGAUACCAAGUGGAGGUUGACAUGAGAAGAACGCUAGAGUGCUUCAGAGAAUUGGAUUCCUCUUUCGUACUGCUUCUGUUUUCCUUCAUGGUUGUGUUUUAAUUUUAUUUUUUUUUAUUAGUUUUAUUCGAUACAUGGAAUAUUUUCCAGUCACUUAAUUUGCGUGUUUUUUUUU
Molecule: messenger RNA, 1236 nt
Organism: Populus euphratica (Euphrates poplar)
Lineage: Eukaryota; Viridiplantae; Streptophyta; Magnoliopsida; Malpighiales; Salicaceae
Product: receptor-like protein 12
Exons: 3
Coding region: 40-1005 (321 amino acids)
Molecular function (GO): protein binding
Source: RefSeq, a predicted model, not a curated record